Molecule: messenger RNA, 936 nt
Organism: Quercus lobata
Lineage: Eukaryota; Viridiplantae; Streptophyta; Magnoliopsida; Fagales; Fagaceae
Exons: 2
Coding region: 1-936 (311 amino acids)
Biological process (GO): DNA integration
Molecular function (GO): nucleic acid binding
Source: RefSeq, a predicted model, not a curated record
AUGGAGAUCGAUUGUGUAGACUUUGUGAAAAGUUUCCACGAUUGCCAAACACAUGCAAAUUUGAAUCAUGUGCCACCUAAUGAGCUAUACAGCAUGACCUCUUCAUGGCCUUUCUCAGUUUGGGGCAUAGAUGUGAUCGGAAGGAUAGCUCCUAAGACCUCGAAUGGACACAAACACAUCCUAGUGGCAACAGACUACUUCACUAAGCGGGUGGAGGCAACCACUUACUCCGUGUUAAAAUCAACGCAUGUGGCUCAAUUCAUAGAGAAUAACAUCAUUUGUCGAUAUGGGGUACCCCAAGAGAUUAUCUCUGAUAAUGGUUCUCACUUUAAGGGAGAGGUUAUAACAAAUAUGGAACUGUACAACAUUGAGAAUCACAAGUCUUCACUAUAUCAAUCACAGACCCAUGGGGCCGAAAAAGAAGCUAAUAAGAACAUUAAGAACAUCCUAGCUAAGAUGGUAGUGACAUACAAAGAUUGGGCUGAGAAGCUCCCAUUUGCCUUAUGGGGUUACAGAAUUUCUAUCUGUGCAUCAAUUGUGGUAACCCCCUACUCUUUGGUCUAUGGUAGUGAAGUAGUACUUCCCAUUGAGGUGGAGAUACAAUCUUUGAGAGUACUAGCAGAAACCAUGGUCCUAGAGGAAGAUUGGGUGAAACAAAGAUAUGAACAAUUGACUUUGAUAGAUGUGAAGAGAGUUAGGACACAAUACCAUGCACAAAGGUACCAAAAGAGGAUUGCUAAAGCAUUUAACAAAAAGGUGAGACCUAGAAACCUUAAGGAAGGGGACUUGAUUUUAAAAGUGCUUAAAGAUGAAGCUUUUAAUCGGAGAGGAUAUAUGAAGCCAAGAUGGAUCAUCAGAAGCGCCUCUUCCUUAGCUAGUGGCUCGGAGUCAACUAGGCUGAAUUUUGAAGGAAAUGUUGUUAGAACAAGUGUUUAG